Molecule: messenger RNA, 3547 nt
Organism: Cyclopterus lumpus (lumpfish)
Lineage: Eukaryota; Metazoa; Chordata; Actinopteri; Perciformes; Cyclopteridae
Product: glutamine-rich protein 1-like
Exons: 12
Coding region: 374-2611 (745 amino acids)
Source: RefSeq, a predicted model, not a curated record
GCCUUUAACGAUCCAUCCCGCGAGCGUCAGUUACCGAGAUUACGCGGCGAGGAAAUAUCGCGAUAGCACGAGAUAGUUAGAACUCGCUCUCCUAUUGGUCCGACGAUCCUGUUGUAAGAUGGCGCCCUGCGAAAUAUGAGUAGUUGAGGAAAAAUAAAAGAUAACUAGUUAGCCAUCUAGAGAUAAUAAGUGGAAACGGAAGAAUACAGUAGCCGCGGGGGGACAAACGCCAGCAAGCUCUGCCCGUCCCUGUUAGUUGGAAGAGGAGCCCCCGUUUCGGCUCGUGCGCGGCUCGAGCCUCGGCCCCGUUUGAAGAGAGCUAGCUAGCUAACGCGCCUGCUAGCUUCGAAGAAGAAGACUCUGCCAAGCAGCGAUGAAUAACUCCCUGGAUGGAUCGGCCUCCUACGAGGAGCUCGUGAGGCAGAAAGCUCGGAGCAUCCCUCAGCACCGCAUGAAGGAGUUCCUGGAGUCCUUGGCCAGCAAGGGCCCAGAUGCCCUGCAGGAGUUCGGCCAGCAAGGCGGAGAUACUACAACCACCACUAUGGUCUACCAACAAGAGGCUAACUGCAUUUACACAGACAGCACGGAGGUGGCAGGGUCGUUGUUGGAGCUGGCUUGUCCGGUUCAGGUGCAAGUCCAGCCGCAGCAGCAACAGAUGCAUGAGUCCCAGCAGCAGUCUGUACAACAGAAUCAAGAGCAACAGAUAGUUCAGGUGCAGAUUCAGGGCCAGCAGCAAGGUCAAAUGCUGGGCCAGGUCCUCCAACUGCCCUCUGGCUCCCAUCAACAGCUGCAAGGUGUGACUACUGCCCAACUGAUUCAGCCUGGGGAACUCACGGAGGAGCAGCAUCAACAGCUGCAAGCCCAGUUGGUGGCAGCUGUUGCAGGAGGACAACAGAUCCAAAUCCAGACAGUGGGGGCCCUGUCUCCCACCCAGCAGCAGGACAAUAUCGAGAGGAGAGUACUGGGGACCACCGUUGCCACAUCACAGGGAGCAGGCGUCCUCCAGCCGGCCAAAAAGCGUAAAGUUGAUAUGCCCAUCACUGUGUCCUAUGCCCUGCCCGGUCAGCAAGUAGCCACGGUUCUGGCUAUCCCCCAGGGACAGGGCCAGCAGCAAAGUUACGUGUCCCUGCGGCCGGACCUCCUGACUGUGGACAGCUCCCACCUUUACAGCGCCACGGGCACCAUCACCAGUCCCACGGGCGAGACCUGGACAAUCCCGGUUUAUUCGGCUCCUGCCGGCUCCGGAGGCCGCGAGCAGGUCACGCACAUUGCCAUCCCACAGGAAGCCUACGGCACGGUGCAGCUUGCGGGGCCAAACGCCACAACGAUGAUGACGACGCAAGUUACCGUUGACAAUGACAAGCUGAAAAGUCAAAGUCAGACGGCGCAGGCCGUGUCCAGCAUCACGAGCUCCGGGGGAAUGGGAGGCCAGGAGGAAGUGGUGCACACGCUGGCUGCAAACACGCUGUUCCCCGCCCAGCUGAUGAAUGGAAACAUCCACAUCCCAGUGUCGGUGCAGGGCUACUCCAACACCACGCAGUCCCUUAUCUGGGAUCCACAGCAGCAGGUGCUGCACACACAGGGGCUGUCGGGGCAGGACGCACAGCACCUGCAGGUGCUAACGCAGGGUCAGACGUUGGUAACGGAGGUAGAUGGCCAAGGCCAGCAACAGGUGCACGUGCAAGAGCUGCUGCUGCCCGCCACUCUGAAGCCAGAAGAGGGGCUGGAAGUAUGGCGGCUCUGGGCUCAGCGGAAAAACCUUGAGUUGGAAAAAUCCGACACAAAUAAACUCGCUCCGAUUGGCCGACGCCAGGCUCUGCGCUUCCAGGAGGACUUGGUGUCGUGUGCGGUAGCCGAGCUCUGCAUGGGUCUCUCUUUGAUGACAACAGACGCUCGGGGGUUGGAAGAGGAGUCUUACGAGGCCGAUGUUCUCUACUAUGUAUUUCUGUGCAUACAAAAAUAUCUGUGCGAUAACGGCCGCGUGGACGACGUUUUCUCAGACCAGUACUACACUCGCUUCGCUCACAGUCUGCACCAGAUCCUGGAGCCUUGGAGGUCGUCGGUUCAUCCGCUGGGUUAUAUUAUUCCCAGUCACGUGACGGAGGAGAUGCUGUGGGAAUGUAAACAGCUGGGAGCUCAUUCUCCCUCCACGCUGCUCACAACUCUAAUGUUCUUCAACACCAAGUAUUUCCACCUGAAGACCGUGGACCAGCAUCUAAAAGUGGCCUUUUCCAAGGUGCUGAGACACACCAGGAAGAGUCCCAACAACCCCAAAGACAAGAGCACCAGCAUCCGGUACCUCAAGUCCACAGAGCGGUUCAUAGGCCAGAAGGUCACAGACGACAUGUACUCGGAGCAGCUGGAGGACCCGGAGAACCCGCUGCGAUGCCCCAUCAAGCUCUACGAUUUCUACCUCUUCAAAUGCCCGCAGAGCGCCAAAGGUCGCAACGACACCUUCUACCUGACCCCGGAGCCCGUGGUGGCUCCCAACAGCCCCAUCUGGUACUCCACUCAACCGACCACGAGGGAGCAGCUGGAGCAGAUGCUCGCCCGCAUCCUCGUCAUCCGUGAAAUCCAGGACGCUAUAAACAUGUCGGAGAGCGCGCACUAGUCGGACCGGACUCUUCCUCUUCACUCAGCCUUUCGAUUGCUCAUUAUCUCUUAUUUUCCUUCUUUUUUUUUUUAUCCUCUCACACCCUCUUGUGGUGGAUAAGGGUGGCGCAGGUGUAUAUGUUUAUAUUCAUAUUCAUUAUGUUCAUUCACGGACUGUACAUACACAACCAAUGCAGCAAAGAAUCUCUCGACCUCUUCAUCUUUCUAUUUUGUUUGGCCUUUUUAUUCCACCUGGACUUUUAAUUUAAAUGUUAUUUCAACUGUAUGUUCUCCUUUUUACCAAUAGUCUGGAGUCUUCAUUCCCCCCCUUCCCUCUUUUAGUUUUAAUCUUUUAAUAUAUAUAUUUUCACUGUGCCUAUGCUGCUUUUCAUAGACAUCCAGUGAAUACCUCAGUGGUACGAAGACGACAUUAAUUGGCCAAAUAUAGGUUUAAAAAAAAAAAAGCAAUUAUCUUUUUCCAACUUGUGUGAACUGUUCCCAUCUCCUCUGUAUUUCACUGCGCACACACACACACACACACGCGCGCGCUGAACUCCUGGAGAUGAUUCACUUGCUCUCGGACCGACUCGACGGCAUCAGCGCACGGGAUUUAUUGCAAUGCGGCGUCGGCCGCUCGCCCUGCAGCUACGGGCACUUGCCACACGGUGGCGGGAGAGAGCUGGACUGCUGCUGGAUCUGCUCCAGUCCAUCACAACCGUGCCCCCCCCCCCCCCCCCACCCACCCAAAAAACAAACUAUUGCCUAUUGUAUCAUACAUGUUUAUUACGCGACAGAUGAAAGACUCUUUAAGAAGUGGGAUAGCCCCCCUUUCAUGUUCUAUAAUGUAAAAUACUCAUAGCUCCUCCGUGUACUGUGAUGGGUUCCAGUCGUCUGAGGAGGACGGCAGUGCCUGUGUGUUUCUGAAACAUGACCUUUUUUUUGUACAGCCACUCUA